Messenger RNA from Pipistrellus nathusii (Nathusius's pipistrelle), 1662 nucleotides. NCBI's taxonomy places the organism in Eukaryota, Metazoa, Chordata, Mammalia, Chiroptera, Vespertilionidae. The record is from the annotation of a GenBank genome assembly.
AUGGCGUGGAUUCUGGACUGCCUGUUUGCUUCGGCCUUUGAGCCCCGCCCCCGCCGUGUGAACGUCCUGGGAGGAGCCCCAGGACACAACCCGGACCGCAGGAAGAUGGUAUCAAUACACAGUCUCUCAGAGCUGGAGCGUCAGAAGCUGCAAGAGACUGCUUACCAAGAACUCGUGGCCAGACAGUUUCUCUCUGAAUUCAAGCCUAACCGAGAUCUCUCUGUUGACAGCCCAAACACCUUGGAGAACAGGUUUCUGAUUCCAAGAGGACAACAGAGGGCUGCAUCACUCAAGACUUUUGGCGUUCGUCUGGAAGAGGUGCUGGUGAAUGAGUUCACCCGCAGCAAGCAACUUGAAUUAAGAGCCGCGAUGCAGAUUGAAGAAGCUACCAGUCAGGCUGCAGGCCGUCGCCGUCGUCGGGGAAACCUGGUGCAAAGGAUGCAAAGGGUGUUUGGCCGCAUCAGGCGCCUUUUCAACCGAAGACGGGAGGAGCCCUCUUUGCCCCGAGAGUUCACUCGCCGUGGGCGUAGAGGUGCCAUAUGUGUGGAUAGCUUGGCUGAACUGGAGGAUGGGGCCAUGCUGCUGCAGACCCUGCAACUUUCCAAAAUUUCCUUUCCAAUUGGCCGUAGACUUCUGGGAUCCAAAAGGAAAAUGAGCCUCAAUCCAAUUGCUAAGCAAAUCCCUCGCGUAGUUGAGGCAUGCUGCAGCUUCCUUGAGAAACAUGGCUUAAACACGGUGGGGCUUUUCACCAUGGAAUACUCAGAGGAGAGAGUGAGUAAGCUCCGUGAAGCAUUUGAUCAAGGUCUGGAUGUGGUGUUUGAUGACAAUCAGAAUGUGCAUGAUGUUGCCGCACUUCUCAAGGAGUUUUUCCGUGACAUGAAGGACUCUCUGCUGCCAGAUGAUCUAUACAUGUCCUUCCUCCUGACAGCAGCUCUGAAGCCACAAGAUCAGCUUUCUGCCCUGCAAUUGCUGGUGUACCUGAUGCCACCAUGCCACAGUGACACCCUGGAGCGUCUGCUGAAGGCCCUGCAUAAAAUCACCGAGUACUGCGAGGACUCUAUUGGCGUUGAUGGACAGUUGGUUUUUGGCAACCGUAUGACUUCCACCAACUUGGCCUUGGUGUUUGGAACGGCUCUCCUGAAGAAAGGGAAAUUUGGCUUUAGGGAAUCCAGGAAAACAAAUCUGGGGAUUGAUCACUAUGUUGCUUCUGUCAAUGUGGUCCGUGCUAUGAUUGAUAACUGGGAUGUCCUCUUCCAGGUGCCACCACAUAUUCAGAGGCAGGUUUCGAAGCGUGUGUGGACAUCCAGUCCUGAAGCCCUUGAUUUUAUCAGACGCAGGAAUCUGAGGAGGAUCCAGAGUGAACGUAUUAAGAUGGAGGAGGAUGCUUUACUUUCUGAUCCUGUGGAAACCUCUGCUGAAGCCCGGGCUGCUGUCCUUGCUCAAAGCCAGCCCUUUGAUGAAGGUUCCUCUGAGGAGCCAGCUGUGCUUCCCGGCACUGCCCGUUCCCAUGACGAUGAGGAAGGAGUGGAUAACCCCCCCAUUCUGGAGCAAGACCGCCCAUUGUUCCGUGUGCCCCGGGAGGAGGAGGAGGACGAGGACGAGGACGAGGACGAGGACGAGGACGAGGAGGCCAAAGCUGGCAUCGGCUAUUACUAUCCUUAG